AUGAGUGAACCCGGCGAAUUGAACUUCAUCAUCUCAAUGGGUUUCUCUUUCAAAUCUCAGAUCUGUAUUAACUUCUUUCGAUUUCACCCAGAAGCCUCAAAUUUGGGUUUUUAUAAAAAUCAAAGCUUUCUACAAUCUGCAAGAUACCCAGAACACGAAUUUGGUGAUUCUGCAAUUUAUGAUUUUGGAAUUCAUGUUUUCUGCCCCAUAUUGGGUAUAGUAUUCUUGACUGUUGUAUACUGGGGCAUGGUUUGCGGAAAGGAUGUCAGGGUUAUUGAUUUUGAGGAAUGCAAUGGCUAUAGGGGAUAUCUAGAGAAGAACACAAACUGGUGGAUUGAAGGUCUGCCACAAAUGGUUUCGGGUGUUUGUUCAGAUGACGGAAAUGCUCAACUUGAAGCUACUACUCAUUUUCGCAAGCUGCUUUCAAUAGUGAAUAAGGAAGUAAGUCUUUUUGUUGAAGGGUCAGAAUCUAUGUUAAUGAUGAAGGAAGUUAAAAAUGAAGACGAAGCUUAUGAUUUGUAUAAUGAAUAUGCUUUUAGUAAAGGUUUUGGUAUUAGGGUUGGGAAAGGUCGGAAGCGUCAAAACAGUGAAUUUUAUACUAUGAAACGGUUCUUGUGUAGCUGCGAAGGGGUUAAAGAUGAAAAAAGGAAGAGAACAAGGUCUUAUGCUAGAUUGGAUACGCGUACUGGGUGUACUGCUUUUGUUCAGUUUUCUAUUGGUAAAGAUGGUGUAUGGACGGUUGUGAAUCAUAAUAUGAUUCAUAAUCAUGCUAUGGUUCCUCUAAAUAAGAGGCAUUUGAUAAGAUCACAAAGGAAGGUUAGUAAGGAGGCUCUUUACUUUAUGUCUACUUUAAAAGCUAGUGGUGUUAAAGUGUCUGAUACCUUGAGGGUUUUGAGGAAAGAAGUAGGCGGAUCACCUAUGGUCGGUUUUACAGCUAGUGAUGCUUAUAAUGCUUUAUCACGUGCAAAAGCUAAUAAACUUGAAGGUCAUGACUGUCAUCAGUUAAUCAAGUAUUUUGCUCAGAGAAAUUCCAGUGAAGAAGGUUUUUAUUAUGACUUUGAGCUUAGUGAAGAAGAGGGACUUUUAAGUUUCUUUUGGCGUGAUGGUCGGAUGAAGAGAGAUUAUGAUUAUUUUGGGGAUUUAUUGGUUUUUGAUACUACUUAUAGGACCAAUAAAUAUGAUAUGAUUUGUGCUCCUUUUGUUGGUAUGAACCAUCAUUCUAAUAAUGUUAUGUUUGGAAUGGGUUUUGUUAUCAAUGAAAAAACCGAAUCUUUUAAUUGGCUUUUUCAAACUUUCCUUACAUCCAUGGGUGGAAAUCCCCCAAUAACCAUUAUGACAGACCAAGCUCCAUCCAUUGCUGCUGGGAUAAGAAAUGUUUUUCCAGAUGCUAGACAUAGAUUAUGUACGUGGCAUAUUGGGGAGAAUUCAAAGAAGCAUAUUGGGCAGUAUAGAGCUUUAGAUGGUUUUUCUGACAUAUUCAAUUAUCUUCUGAAGUAUUGUGAAACUGCUGCUGAGUUUGAAUAUCAUUGGCCAAGAAUGUUGACUCACUAUAAAUGCGUUGAAAAUCCAUGGUUGAAGAAUUUAUAUACAAUUAGAGAGAUGUGGUGUCCUGCUUAUUCUAAGAAUUAUUGGUCUGGUGGUGUGUUAUCAUCACAGCGAUGUGAAACUACCAACAAGUCAGUUUCCCAUCGACUUGAUAAGACACAAGGGUUAUGUGAUUUUUAUCAUGUUUUUUUGGAUGUUAUUUCUGAUUGGAGGAGCAAAGAGAAUGGUCAUGACUACAGAAAUUGGAAAGGUAGACCAGAAGUUGCAGCUGCAAAUUGCGGAAUUCUUCUUCAUGCGUGA
Molecule: messenger RNA, 1845 nt
Organism: Spinacia oleracea (spinach)
Lineage: Eukaryota; Viridiplantae; Streptophyta; Magnoliopsida; Caryophyllales; Amaranthaceae
Product: protein FAR1-RELATED SEQUENCE 5-like
Exons: 6
Coding region: 1-1845 (614 amino acids)
Source: RefSeq, a predicted model, not a curated record